Messenger RNA from Oncorhynchus nerka (sockeye salmon), 8419 nucleotides. RefSeq names its product plexin-B2-like. The record is from RefSeq and is a predicted model, not a curated record. Bases 563 to 6148 code for a protein of 1861 amino acids. Gene Ontology annotation, biological process: semaphorin-plexin signaling pathway involved in axon guidance; regulation of cell migration. The transcript has 38 exons. Lineage: Eukaryota; Metazoa; Chordata; Actinopteri; Salmoniformes; Salmonidae. Gene Ontology annotation, cellular component: semaphorin receptor complex; plasma membrane. Gene Ontology annotation, molecular function: semaphorin receptor activity; protein binding.
CCACUGAAAAGAAGAGGGUGGAGUGCUCAGUUGUUUUUCUCUGGCUUCAACGAUAGUUUGCAGAGUCUCUCCGGGUCUUGUGUGUAAACUGAUCCGUACAGGCUCGGUGUAUUUUCUGGGGAGAGAGAGAGAGGGGGAGGAGUGGGAGAAGAUACUCCAUCCCUCUUUCUCUUGGCCGCUUUACCGCGGGCGUUACAGUUCAACGUGCAGUUUCUUGCCAAUUCAUCAGGGCGGACUUAAUCCAACAGUGUGUUCGUCUUUGAAUAUGAAACACAUUUGAAUUCAUUCUGUAUUUACGUUUUUUGGGCGUGAAGAAAAAUCUCUUUGUCGUGGGGAAAGUGUCAAACUUCCAUACCGUGUCAUAUUUCCCGGGAUUUAGAGCGUCGUUGCUCGCUCGCUCCCUUCGGCUUCUCACAAUGUUUUCUCUCCCGGGGAAGAACUGAACUUUUUACGGACUUUGACAACGUAGACAAUAGGACUUCGUUUGGGUUUUGGUUGUAAAAAGAGAGGAGACGAACCGAUUAGGACUGCGAGUUCGUGUUCAACUACAAAUUCCUGAGAGAUGGCGUGGCGGUGGGUCCUGGCUGCCAUCUUGGCGACGUUGUCUCUCUCCCUCCUCGGCUCCGCCUACGACGAGUUCACCUCCGACACCCUCAUCAACAACGUAGUCCAGGACCCAAUCACCAGCCGGCUGUACGUGGGCACGGUCAAUGCCCUCUACCAACUGGACCAAUCCCUGCACCCCGAGGCACACACCAGAACAGGACCCGAACUGGACAACCGCCAGUGUACCCCGCCCGUGACUUCCUGCGAGGAAGCCGUGGAGACAGACAACCAUAACAAACUGCUCCUCAUCCAUCCAUCCAAAGACACCUUGAUAGUGUGUGGGAGUCUGUACAGAGGAAUCUGUUCUCUGAGGAACCUGUCUAAUGUGGAGCAGCUGCUGUACUUCAGCGAUACGAAAGGAGAGAAGUCGUACGUGGCCAGUGCUGAGGAGAGUGUGUCGGUAGUAGGGGUCAUGUCUUACUACUUCAACAAGGACAAGGGGAACUUCACUGUCUUCCUGGUGGCUAAGGGCUAUGGCAGUCAUGACAGCACCAAGCUGAUCAGCACCCGUAUCCUCCAGGUCCAUAGUGACUGGGUGAUGUUCGACAGCAUCAUCGAGGCCUCGGCCGUCCAGUCCAACCCCUUCACGCUGCGCUACCUCCAUGACUUCAGACACGUCUUCAAGGACGAGGGCUUUGUCUACUUCCUGUUCUCCAGAACCCUGGGCGCCCAGGAUUCAGGAACCAAGAACUUCACCUUUAUCUCCAGGAUGUGUGAGAACGACCACAACUACUACUCGUACACAGAGCUCCAGCUGAACUGCAGCGCGGGGAACAAGUACAACAAGGUUCAGGCAGCCUACGUGACCCUCCCAGGAGAAGCCCUGGCCAAGAAUAUGAGCUCCUCUGGCUGGUACGGACCGGUUGGAGCCCAGGAUAAGGUUGUGUUUGUGGUGUUCAGCUCAGACGACGACAGCUCCAGCUCGGCAGUGUGUAUGUACCCACUGAGGGCCAUCAACCAGAGACUGGUGGAGAUCAUAGGAGCCUGCUACAGCACCAAGGGACAAAUAAACAACAAGUCUGCUGUCUACUCACCGUACUCCUCCAAGUCAGACGAGCUGUGUAAAAUAGAAAAUGAGAAGGGCAUGGUGACCAAUCAAAAGUGUGGUGCUGAGUUCCUGCCCUCCCCGCUGGCCAGCAGGGCAGAGUUCGCCCUGGCAACCGACCCCGUUUUCACCAAGAAGGGCCUGAUGACCGCUGUGGCCGUUGCUGUGGAAACGGAGCACGCCGUUGCCUUCCUGGGGACUACUUUAGGAGAGGUGUUGAAGCUGCACCUGUCGACCAGUCCAGAGGUGUACAGCCGCGCCCCUGGGGAGAACACCGGGGACAAGGUCAACAAGAACCUGCUGUUUGACACCAGCCUCACACACCUCUACAUCACCACAGAGAAGAAGAUCACCAAGGUGCCAGUGCAGGCCUGCCACCUGAAGACAGACUGCCAGUCCUGUGUGGCACAGAAAGACCCCUACUGUGGCUGGUGUGUGCUGCAGGGCAAGUGUACCAGGAAGGGAGACUGUCCCAGGGCUGAGGAUGACAACACGUGGCUGUGGAGCCCCAACCAGCAGUGUGUUCAGAUCCAGGCCUUUAACCCACCCAACCUCAGCUGUAGGAAGACCGAGCAGGUUGAAAUCUACAUCCCCUCCCUCCCCAAGAUCGGCCCUUCUGACAUUAUCAAGUGCAGGUUUGGUUCGGACACUAGUGGAGCUGUGAUGAUGGACCAGAAGGUCAUCUGUGCCCUCCCUGACCCCGUGAACAUCCCCUCUACACCUGACAAGCAGGACUUUGUGACGGUGCAGGUGAAGAUCCUGGUCAAUGACGGCAUCGAGGUGACGUCCAGCGAAUACAAGUUCUACAACUGUGCCGCCACCGGCAGGAAGUCCAGGAACACGCCGUGUAUAGCAUGUGUGACCAGUGAGUGGCAGUGCCAGUGGAAUGCCCAGGACCACACCUGCAGUGACAGAGAUGUCUCUGUAGAUGGAGCUCACAUCGUCAAAGCCCAACAAGCUGAUAGCUGUCCUCAGUUUGAGAACCCAGACCCUCAUCUCAUCCCUGUAGGCUACCUCAUCCCCAUCAGCUUCCAAGGGAAGAACCUGGACAUUUACAAGGAUCACACGUUUAAAAUUGGCACGGAGCUCAUGAAACACACAGAGGAAGAGUUCACCUUUAAUGAGGGGUUAAAGUUCAACUUCAAGGGUUAUGAGUUUGCCUACGACAAGGAGCAGGAGGUCAAUGUGUCCUUCCACAUCAAAGACCGAGACACAGAGAAGAAGAUUGACAGCACUCUGACUGUGGUGUUGUAUAACUGUUCUCUGGGUCGUGAGGACUGCAGCCUGUGUAAGAAUGCCGACCCCAAAUACAGCUGUGUGUGGUGUGCCAACAUGAGGUCCUGUGUGUACAGAGAAUUGUGCCGGUCCCAGGAACCAGUGCAGUGCCCCAACCCCAAGAUCACUGAGAUCAUCCCUCGUUUCGGGCCUCUGAACGGGGGGAUAGUGGUGACCAUUAAAGGGUCUAACCUGGGCAUAAAGAAGGAGGACAUUAAGAAGGUGACGGUGGCUGGAGUGGACUGUGUUCACCAGGGGGACAGAUACUCUGUCUCCACCAGUGUUGUGUGUGAGAUCGGUCCGGCCCGGUCUUCAGUGGACCACCCAGGUCCCAUCAACCAGGGGGUAGUGGAGGUGGAGGUGGAGGGGGGCAGGAGAGGACGUUCAGAGGUCCUCUUCACCUACAGGGACCCCAUCCCUGAGAAAGUUUCCCCCCUGAAGGGCCCUGUGGCCGGGGGAACAGUCAUCACUAUCUCUGGGAAACACCUGGAUACGGCAAACAAGAAUGAUGUCAUUGUCACCGUGGGGGGAACGCCCUGUGAAGUGUUGUCGUUUGGCAGUGAGAUCACCUGUAAGACAGGUGUAUACAAGGGACAAAAGGUUCCAUUGGAGUCCCUGAGAGUCUCGGUGAAGUAUGGGAAGAGCACCACCAAGGACGUCCCCGUCACCUUCAACUUCCAGUACUCUGAGAACCCCAAACUCACGGACUACAGCCCCAAGACCAGCUUCGUAUGUGGAGGCAGGAGGAUCGUGUGUGUGGGCAGUGGUUUUGACCUCAUCCAGAGAGCCACCAUGAAGGUGCUGCCCUCUGCUGAUGACUUCUCUCAGUCCCCUCCUGUUGAGUUCAUCCAGUAUGCCGUACAUAAGAACGACACUGUGCUGCUGUUUGACAGUCCAGUGGUGAACAGGUCCUCUCAAACCCAGUCCUUUAGGGCCUUCCUCCAGCUAGACAAUGUGAUAGAGGAACUGAAUUCCUUUGAGUACCACCCCGACCCAUUCUUCAAUGAACUGACCAAGAACAUCAUCACUGAAACCUCCAUUAUCAUCGUUACGGGUCGUGGUUUCAGCAAGGCCAUGACAGCUGAAGAAGCCCAGGCGUUCGUGGGAGAUGCGUCCUGUAAGGUGACCAUCCUGCAGGAUGACAAGCUGUUCCUGGAAGCUCCGUCCACCCAGCCCAGAGCCCGCUCCAAACGCCAGCGCAGAGACACCAGCUCCGACCCUUUGGACCUAACGAUAAAGUUUGGUAAUGGUGAGUGGGUGGUGGGCUCAGUGAACUAUGAGAGGAAGUAUGAGGUUCCUUUGGCUAUCAUCAUCCCAGCUGUCAUCGUCCCUAUGCUACUGUUCAUAGCUGUGUCCGUCUACUGCUACAGGAGGAAGAGCCAGCAGGCAGAGAGAGAGUAUGAGAAAGUCAAACACCAGUUGGAUCAUCUGGAGGAGAGCGUGAGAGACCGCUGCAAGAAGGAAUUCACAGACCUGAUGAUUGAGAUGGAGGACCAGACCAAUGACCUGAGUGAGGCCAGGAUCCCCUUCCUGGACUAUAAGACCUACACAGACCGGGUCUUUUUCCUGCCCUCUAAAGAUGGGGACAACGACGUCAUGAUCACUGGCAAGCUGGACAUCCCCGAGGGACGGAAGGUCAUCGUAGCUCAGGCCCUCAACCAGUUCUCUAACCUGCUCAACUCUAAGACCUUCCUCAUCAAUUUCAUCAAGACCUUGGAGGGCCGUCCAGACUUUAACGCCAGGUCCAGGGUCUACUUUGCCUCAUUACUGACCGUGGCUCUGCAUGGUAAACUAGAGUACUACACAGACAUCAUGAGAAGCCUGCUGCUGGAGCUGAUGGAGGAAUACGUGCACAGCAAGAACCCUAAACUCAUGCUGCGCAGGUCAGAGACGGUGGUGGAGAGGAUGCUGUGUAACUGGAUGUCCAUCUGUCUGUAUCAGUUCCUCAGGGACUCUGCGGGCGAACCCCUAUACAAGUUGUUCAAGGCCAUCAAGCACCAGGUAGAGAAGGGCCCAGUGGACGCUAAGAUGAAGAAGGCCAAGUACACUCUGAACGACACGGGGCUCCUAGGGGACGACGUGGAGUACUGCAUCCUGACCCUGCAGGUGCUGGUGCACGGCGAGGGACCAGACGUGACGCCGGUGAAGGUGCUAAACUGUGACACCAUCUCUCAGGUGAAGGAGAAGAUCAUUGAACAGGUGUACCGCAACCUGCCCUACUCACAGAGACCCAAGGUGGACAGUGUUGCUCUUGAGUGGCGGCCUGGUUCUACAGGGCAGAUCCUGUCUGACAUGGACCUGACAUCACAGAAGGAGGGCAGGUGGAAGAGACUCAACACCCUGGCACAUUACAACGUGAGAGACAAUGCCACGCUGGUGCUGUCCAGAGUGCUUCACACCCAUCGCCAGUUCCACCAGAACCAGGAUAGCCAUGAAGAAAAAAACGCCCUGUUGGAAGAUGACAAGGUGUUCCACCUGGUGCGGCCAGCAGACGAGCUGGAUGAGGUCAAAUCUAAGAGAGGAAGUUUGAAGGCCAAGGCCACGACUAAAGCCAUCGCUGAGAUCUACCUGACACGACUGCUCUCUGUCAAGGGUACUCUGCAGCAGUUUGUGGAUGAUUUCUUCCGCAGUGUGUUGUGUUCUGGAGCGGUGGUUCCUCCUGCUGUUAAAUACUUCUUUGACUUCCUGGAUGAGCAGGCUCUGAAACACGACAACGUUGAGGAGGAGACCGUCCAUAUCUGGAAGACCAACAGCCUGCCCAUGCGUUUCUGGGUGAACAUCCUGAAGAACCCUCACUUCAUCUUUGACGUGCACGUGACGGAGGUGGUGGACGCGUCGCUGUCCGUCAUCGCUCAGACCUUCAUGGACGCCUGCACCAAGACGGAACACAAACUGAGCCGGGAAUCUCCCAGCAACAAGCUGCUCUAUGCAAAGGAGAUCUCCACCUAUAAGAAGAUGGUGGACGAUUACUACAAGGGAAUCAAGCAGAUGGUCCCAGUCAGUGACCAGGACAUGAACACACACCUGGCUGAGGUUUCCAGGGAACACACAGACACGCUGAAUACCCAGGCAGCCUUGCACCAGCUCUACCAGUAUGCCAGCAAAUACUAUGACGGGAUCAUCCAGUCUUUAGAUGAGGACCCAGCCGCCCAGAGUAAACAGCUGACCCUGCGGCUGCAGCAGAUAGCCGCCGCCCUCGAGAACAAAGUCACCGACCUUUAACCUCUGACCCCUAGAGAAAGGGGGAGGGGCUAUGGGACCACUCUGUAGACCAAGAUGAGGGGGACCGGAGACUGAGACAGACUUCAGACUAUUACAGUAUCAACCAUGAAGAGCUACACAUAUCUCUUCCCCCUAGAGACAUGAGAAGCUGUGGGAAACUAUUGCGUUUUGGCCAAAAUACUUGUAAAGGAGCAGAGCUACUGGGCCAAAGUUGGACAGGGUGAUCCCUAAUCAUCAGUCUCCCUCUCUCUCUCUCUCUCUCUGACUCUAUGGAUCCUAUAGACUGAAAGAGCAAGGUACUUCAGUAUAGUCUCUGAGUGAGCUAGCAGACUGUAAACCCAGCCUACAGAGGAUAUACGGUACACCACCACUGACCAACCAUAGCAACUAUACCUGUCAGUCCCAUGAUAUACAACCUGGUGUUGAUGACUUACAGCUUGCACAGAGAAUCAGAUGUUUAAUGUGCUCCAGAGUAGACCCGAGUUAGGAGAGUGGUGUUGUAUGUAAAUAUAUUUUUAUGGCACAGGCUUUAUGCAAAAGACGCUUUACAUACCAAGAUGAAAUUAUUUUUUAAAAGGAUGGAUGGGCACAACUAAGUUUGUUAAUUUGUGUUUUUAAAAAGUUUCUAGAAGCGAAGAAGCAGGGUGUUCCAUGAUGUCAUAUCCUGUGUUUAAUCGUUUGUUUGCUUACUGUGUAAUCUGCAUUGCCAUUGGCUAGUUAUGACUGGUUAAUCACUUUGUUUUUGUCAUGAUUUGUAUUUGUCGCUGAUAUAUUUUUGAUGUGGGUUCUCAGUGUAGUGCAUUAUGCAGGGAAUAGGGUGCAGCCUUGAACCACUUCACAUGAUGACUGCGUCCCUAUUCAGGGUCAGCUCUCCCCUAUACGGUAGUAAAACAAGCCAAGCGGACUAAAAGAUGAAGCACAUUCAUACUGUACCAUUGAUAUCAACGUCUCACUGAAACUAACUGGUGGACAUAGUUAGAGCUUUCACACACGUUGGGUUUUGGCUUGACUAUGUGCCAAUACACAGUAGAGCUGAGGUUGAACAUCUUCUCAUUUUAUACAAUAAAUAAAUUUCUCUUCAUUUUUCCAUCUUGGGUCCAGAAAUAGUACGUAUGUGGAUAGAUGAAUCAGGGCUCUGUUUAUCUGAAAUAGUACUAUGUGGAUAGAUGAAUCAGGGCUCUGUUUAUCUGAAAUAGUACGUAUGUGGAUAGAUGAAUCAGGGCUCUGUUUAUCUGAAAUAGUACUAUGUGGAUAGAUGAAUCAGGGCUCUGUUUAUCUGAAAUAGUACUAUGUGGAUAGAUGAAUCAGGGCUCUGUUUAUCUGAAAUAGUACUAUGUGGAUAGAUGAAUCAGGGCUCUGUUUAUCUGAAAUAGUACUAUGUGGAUAGAUGAAUCAGGGCUCUGUUUAUCUGAAAUAGUACUAUGUGGAUAGAUGAAUCAGGGCUCUGUUUAUCUGAAAUAGUACUAUGUGGAUAGAUGAAUCAGGGCUCUGUUUAUCUGAAAUAGUACUAUGUGGAUAGAUGAAUCAGGGCUCUGUUUAUCUGAAAUAGUACUAUGUGGAUAGAUGAAUCAGGGCUCUGUUUAUCUGAAAUAGUACUAUGUGGAUAGAUGAAUCAGGGCUCUGUUUAUCUGAAAUAGUACUAUGUGGAUAGAUGAAUCAGGGCUCUGUUUAUCUGAAAUAGUACUAUGUGGAUAGAUGAAUCAGGGCUCUGUUUAUCUGAAAUAGUACUAUGUGGAUAGAUGAAUCAGGGCUCUGUUUAUCUGAAAUAGUACUAUGUGGAUAGAUGAAUCAGGGCUCUGUUUAUCUGAAAUAGUAACCACUUUAGCUCAAUGCUGAUAGUAUAGAAUGUUUGCUGGUAUGUUUUAUGCCAUAAUUGUUUUUCUGUAUCAUUUUUUAAAACCGUUUAUUUCAAAAUGGCUCUUAUUGUCGUUGUAGACCAUUGCCUGUGUGUGAAACAUGAGACUAGAUAUGGAAAAGAGAAAUGCUAAAAUGAUCAUUACUUAUGUAUAUAAUUGAAUGGUACUUGUGUAAAUCAUUGAGCUGUGAACCACCAUGACUUGUGGAGGUUGUCUACAGCACAGGUACUGCCUUUUCUCUAGUGAUCCCUGUCACAACUGUCAAUUCUUCUGAAACCAUGACGAUGGAUUUCCAACAUCAUCCUUAAAUCAUUUGCCGAAUAGUUUUCACGUCGUCAUCAGCUCGUUUGUUUCUUCUGCUAUGCAACUGUUUCAUUUUGAAUCACUCCUCAAAUAUAUUUUAAUACUAAACCAA